This is a messenger RNA of Pogona vitticeps (central bearded dragon), 3569 nucleotides long. It is a transcript of the gene POU2F2, whose product is annotated as POU class 2 homeobox 2. Gene Ontology annotation, biological process: regulation of transcription by RNA polymerase II. Lineage: Eukaryota; Metazoa; Chordata; Lepidosauria; Squamata; Agamidae. Gene Ontology annotation, cellular component: nucleus. Gene Ontology annotation, molecular function: DNA-binding transcription factor activity, RNA polymerase II-specific; RNA polymerase II cis-regulatory region sequence-specific DNA binding. The record is from RefSeq and is a predicted model, not a curated record.
GUUCCCCUCCCUGAGACGGGCCGUGUCUGUCGGUAGCGGGCAGAGCCUCCCAAUGUCCUCUUUCUCACACCAGAAGAAUCGUAGCCAUGGUGAACUCAGGACUGUGGGCAGCAGAAGUAAGAAUGUCUAAACCCCUGGAGCUGGAGAAGGCGCGGCUGGAGCUGCAAGAGGAGCACACAGACACAGAAAGAAAUGGACCUGACACAAACCACCAGACCCAGCAGAGCAAACCUUCCCCGUUCUCCCCAUCCCCGACCAGCACUGGCACCAAGAUCAAAGCCGAAGACCCCACAGAAAUGCCUCCAGCUCCAGUGCAAGCCCCAGCUCCCACCGCUCAACAGCAGCCGCAUCUACCCCAGGCCCAGCUUAUGUUAGCUGGCAGCCAGCUAGCUGGGCUCACCGCCCUGAUGCCUGCCCAGCAGCAGCUGCUUCUACAGCAGGCUCAAGCCCAGCUCCUGGCCGCUGCUGUGCAGCAGUCCAACGCCGCCGCUGCCGCCGCCUCUUCUCAGCAGCCUGGGGCUGAUCUGUCGGCACCGCAGAACCAGCCCCAGACGCCGCAGCUUGCCCUGUCGCAGCCCAUCCAGCUCACUGCACAGGACAUCCAGCAGCUUCUGCAGCUCCAGCAGCUUGUCCUGGUUCCAGGGCAUCACCUCCAGCCGCCUGCACAGUUCCUGCUGCCACAGGCCCAGCAGGGGCAGCAAGGGCUGCUCCCGACACCAAAUCUCUUUCAGCUACCUCAGCAAAAUCCAGGGAGUCUCCUGCCGAACCAGCCUCGAGCAGGACUCCCAGCACAGCAAGUGACUCGGCCUGGCCUCCCCGAGUCCCACCUCGCCCACUCGCAGCCGCCCAAAUGCCUGGAGACCCCUUCCCACCCCGAGGAGCCCAGUGACCUGGAGGAACUGGAGCAGUUUGCCCGCACAUUCAAGCAGCGACGUAUCAAGCUGGGCUUCACACAGGGUGAUGUGGGGCUGGCCAUGGGGAAGCUUUACGGGAAUGACUUCAGCCAGACAACCAUCUCACGCUUUGAGGCGCUCAAUCUCAGCUUCAAGAACAUGUGCAAACUCAAACCUCUGCUGGAGAAAUGGCUCAACGAUGCUGAGACGAUGUCUGUGGAUUCCACGCUUCCCAGCCCAAACCAACUGAGCAGUCCUAAUUUAGGCUUUGAUGGGCUGCCGGGCCGGCGCCGUAAGAAACGGACCAGCAUUGAGACCAAUGUCCGCUUUGCGUUGGAAAAAAGCUUUCUCGCGAACCAGAAGCCUACCUCAGAGGAGAUCCUGCUUAUUGCCGAGCAACUGAACAUGGAGAAAGAGGUGAUUCGCGUCUGGUUCUGCAACCGCCGCCAGAAGGAGAAGCGGAUCAACCCUUGCAGCUCUGCUCCCAUGUUGCCUGCCCAGGGCAAGCCUCCGGGCUACAGCCCUCACAUGGUGACCAGCCCAGGCACCGGCUCAAGUCUGCCCCUCUCCCAGGCUUCCAGUAGUCUCAGCACAACAGUUACUACCUUGUCCCCAACAAUCUGCUCCCUGACCCCCAGCCGGACAGCGGUGGGAGCUGGGGGCACCACCCUCAACUCUGUCACACCGCCCCCGAGCAACAGCACAAAUCCCAGCCCCCAGAGCACCAGUCACCCAGCGAUCAGCUUGCAAAGCCUGAAUCCUAGUACGGGAAGCACAGUGCUAGGGGUGAAUGCAGGGUUAAACCCAGCGCUAAUGGCCACCAACCCGCUGGCCACCAUACAAGCCCUGGCCAGUGGUGGAAGUCUGCCGAUUACCAGCCUUGAUGCAAGUGGCAACUUGGUGUUGGGUACCACCGCAGGCACAGCCGGGAGCCAGAGCAUCGUGACUUCACCGCUCUUCCUCAACCACGCAGGCCUGCCCUUGCUGAGUGCUACCCCGGGAGGUGUGGGGCUGGUCUCGGCAGCUGCUGCCGUGGCUGCCUCCAUGCCCAGCAAGUCUCCUACCCUGACCUCCUCCUCUUCUUCCUCCUCUUCCUCCUCCUCCUGUUCCUCAUGCAGUUCCUCCAGUGACGUGGCGCAGACUCUGGGGCAGGCUGGUCCCGGAUCCACUGACCCAGAUGCCAAGACGGAGUAAAGGGCUGAGGAUCCAGCAGCCUUCUCACUGCCUUUCCUGACAUGGUGGGGUUGGCAAAGAGCGGACCUACAAAACCAACAAGUGAAACCAAAAAAAUAAUAAUAAUAAAAAAUAAAAGAGAGAACCAAACCAAACAAAAAAAAAAUUGUCAGCAACAGCCAAACGAAAAACCAACCAAAAAAUAACCCAAAGGAACCAAACAAAGCAAAGCAAAAAGGGACUAUCGGAAGAAACCAAAAAGAAUUCCCCAAACUGUUGGCGUUCGUUUUUUUUUUCCUUUUUUCUUUUUCCUCUCUGAUACUCAAAACAAAACACUUUGCAAAAGGUGGCUGCCAGUCCUUUAUUUGGGAUAUCGCUCUUUAAUUCAUUUCUCUUUAUUUUUCAUCUGCUAGUUUCCUGGACAGUACCAGAAAGGAAACAAAGAAAUGGGGAGAGGUUUGCUAUUUUUUUUUUUUUGUAAAAAAAGAGAAAAAAAGAAAAAAGAAAAAGAAAAAAACACCUUUAAAAUCCUUAAGGGGAAAUCAAUCUCACACCAAAAAAUCACCAGUCCUAGCUUCACCCAAAGCUUUUUACAGACUUUUCUAACUUCUGUGUCUGGUCGAAUGUCUUUCAAAAACUCUUUUUAUUUAUUCUUAUUUAUUCUUUUUCUUUUCUUUGGGAUCUAGAAGGGUUGGUAGGGGAGGGUUGGGUUGGUUUAAUUUCAGGUUCGUGCUAUAAAUAUUCUUUUUUAAAAAAAUGUUAAUUGCUUUCUUUUUUUCCCCCUUUCUUUCUUUUUCUUGUGAAUAAGAAACAAAUAAGAAGCUUUUAUCAUUUUGUGGAGAUUCUCCUUAGAUUUGAAGGCUAGGAUUUUCAAAGGCACUGUUGGGAAUUGGGCACCACGUUUCCCCCGUUACAGAAACUGGUUUCCUAAUUUGACGUCCUGCGAUGACUUUUGCAUCCGAACUUCUACCUGUUUGCACAAUGAGCUUCAUAAAAUAAGAGGGAAAUGGGAAAAAAAAACUGUUUAUACCAUUUCCCACCCUACAGUUCUGACUUAUGGUAUAUAAGGUAUCGAACAAAGAUGGAGCCCUGGUGGUAUUUUGUCUACAUCACCUCCACUAUUGUGCUCCAACAGGAAUUUAAUUAAGUAAAUUCAUUAGGGGUAAUAUUACCACCUGCUGACCUGCCCCCCCCCGUACAAAAUGUAAAUAUAAAUCCCAGUGCAGGAGGCCUUGAAAAUCUCAAUCUUCAGCUCUUUUCAGGAUAGGGAGUACUAAACACAUGUAUGUUUUGUUAUUUCAACUUGAACAUUUUCUUUCCCGGUUUUAUUAAUUUUCCCCCUAUUUAUCUUGUCAACUUGUUUUCCUUUUAAAAGUUGAUUUUCGCCUGGGAUUAAUAUCAGGGGUUAUUUUUCUGAAAACAGGGGAUGUGUAAUUUUUAUUAUUUUUGUAUCUGUGUUCUGAAAAAAAAAAUACUCAUAUUCCAGUGCCUGACAAAAACCAA